This is a messenger RNA of Zingiber officinale, 1156 nucleotides long. RefSeq names its product traB domain-containing protein-like. The record is from RefSeq and is a predicted model, not a curated record. The transcript has 6 exons. Lineage: Eukaryota; Viridiplantae; Streptophyta; Magnoliopsida; Zingiberales; Zingiberaceae. The coding region runs from base 350 to 982 and encodes 210 amino acids.
GGUAUUCUAGUAUUUAGGAAUUGAAUGUUCUCGAGUAUGUUGUCCCUUGUUGUGAACUGUGAGUUUGAUAAUCAUUUUCUGAGGUAAUAUUAGGCAAAGUAAUAUUUCCAUUUCAGAUUUAGGUUUGAUUUAAGUGUGUUGUUUGCUUUUAUUUUUGUUUUUUAAAAAACAAUAAACUCAGGUUUCAUUGAUAAUUUGUGUGUCCAUACAAGUGCCUUGAAUUGCUCAGGCAAGCACCAAACGCCGGCAACAUGGGGAUCUUAGCGCCUUACAGCAGUUUCUCUUUAACAGUACCAGGCAUAUCAUAUUACGAUGCUACUUCUCUUUUUCUCCCCCUCAGGUUCCGACUAUGAGUGAAAUGAUUGACAUGUGGAAGAAAAAGAAGAUGAAUACUUUUGGAAUUCUUUACAGCUGGUUUCUUGCCAAGGUUGCUCAUAAACUCGAAGUUCUUCCAGGUGCUGAGUUCCGAGUAGCAUAUGAAGAGGCAAUGAGUUAUGGAGGCAAAGUUAUCCUGGGUGACCGUCCUGUUCAUAUUACCUUGAAAAGAACUUGGGGGAAGAUGUCAUUAUGGGCUAGAACAAAAUUUUUGUACAGCAUACUCUUUCAAACAGUAUGUUUACCGAGUACCGAAGAACUAAAUAAGAUGUUGGCGGACAUGGAUAAUGUUGACAUGCUGACUCUUGUAAUUCAAGAGAUGAGCAAGGCGUUCCCAACUCUAAUUGAUACUCUUCUUCAUGAGAGAGAUAUGUACAUGUCCUCUACAUUACUAAAUGUCGCGAGAGAACACUCAUCUGUUGUUGCAGUUGUUGGCAAAGGACAUUUAGCUGGAAUAAAGAAGUACUGGAAACAGCCCGUUGAGAUGAAGCAUCUACUGGAAAUCCCUGUGCGAAGUGCAGGACCAUCAAGAACAACAAUUUUGGUAUCUGUUGGUGUGGCAUUCACUGGAAUAGCUGCUGCCAUUUAUCUUCUCGCCAAGAGAUGAUGCUUCAAAAUUAAGAGAUUUUUUUUUGUUUUAGUUUUUUUUUUUUCAUUUUCAAUUUUAUUAUAAUUAAUUAUAGUGUCUGGUUGAAAUCAGAUUAAUUCUAUCUAAAAUCACUACAGCUUUUAGUUCGUAUUUUUCAAACUAAUUGGUUUCAAACAUUAAAUUUCUGUCUUC